Messenger RNA from Schistocerca americana (American grasshopper), 1308 nucleotides. RefSeq lists its product as uncharacterized. The record is from RefSeq and is a predicted model, not a curated record. NCBI's taxonomy places the organism in Eukaryota, Metazoa, Arthropoda, Insecta, Orthoptera, Acrididae. The transcript has 9 exons. Bases 149 to 844 code for a protein of 231 amino acids.
CUCGCCGCUUGGAGCGCUAGUGUCGCUCCAGCUGUGAAACGGUAACAAGUAACAACUUUUAACAGCAGUGCCGUUUAAUGGGAGACUGUGUCACAUUACAAAUGUAAACCGUGGAGAUAAAUAAGCAAAGGGGCUAAUAACUGCAGUAAUGGACCACCAGAAAACUAUUCGGAUAAAAGAUGAAACAAAUGAAACAGCAGGUUCACCAGGCUCCAUUGUCCAGGUAUACCACUCCAGUGUGAAAAUAAAGGAAGAAUGGCAGGAGACUGGGAAUCAAGAGUUACUUCAAGAUCCAUUAAAAAUUGAAGAUCCAUGUUAUGACAUAAAGGAAGAGCCAGGACUAAAACUGAAUGAGAGACUCUCUGAGCAUAAUAUAUUCAGCGAUCCCAAAUAUGAUCCUCUGGGAGUAAAGACAGAGGAGGGCUCAGCAUUUGAGAAUGAUUGUCUUGAUGAGUACGAUCCAUUGAGCAUAACAGAUGAUGCGUGUCUUGAAGAUAACUUGGGAAUCUCUCAUCCAAAUGAUUUUAUCAAGGAGGAUCCUGAACUAAAUUUGGAGGUGGCAGCCUCAAUAAGAAAUGCAUCUGAUAGUUUAAGGUUCAUUCAAAGUGCUGGUGACAGCUGUGACAUUUCAUAUCAAGAAACAUUACAUCAAGGAGUAGUCAAUGACAAGCUGGAGAUAUAUGCAGAGAAGUCAACAGAUUUCAGUGUGUCUCACAACUAUACCAAAAUACAGACUUCACAAGAAGACGGCUUAUGUGGCACAAGAUUAAGUUGUAGCACCAGGGGAAAGGAAUUCCAUAAGUUUAACUGUAGUUUCUGCCUACAGAGCUUCCCUUCAAAAUAGAGACUCAUAAUGCAUAUCUUCAUCCACAUUGACGGUGUGCAGGCACCUGCAUUUGUGUGUAAGUCAUGUGGUGAGGUAUUGCCCUCUGAUGACUGCUUGAAAGAACAUUUGAGAAUGAUGGAGGGUGACCAAGCAUUAUCUGCUACCAACAGUGAGAAACUUGAAUGCAGUGAUGAUCAUGAAAACAAUAUCUCCUUCGACUGUGUACAAGAAGGAAUUGUGGAACAGACUGCAGGGCCCCCUUCAUACAAGGUACCCAGGAAAACCUUCAAAAAAUCCUUUAAUGACAUAUGUAACACACAUACUGUGAAACAAGCUGAAGAGAAACUCGAAAGAUGUAAUGACUGUGGAAUUUCAUGUACAAGCGACCAUGCUCAUGUCCACACUGUGCUAAGCGCAAAGGGACAUCACAAAUGUGAUGUUUGUGGUAAAAUGUUUACUGUGUUAGGCAAUCUUAAGAAACA